Molecule: messenger RNA, 3270 nt
Organism: Plasmodium vivax (malaria parasite P. vivax)
Lineage: Eukaryota; Apicomplexa; Aconoidasida; Haemosporida; Plasmodiidae
Product: serine-repeat antigen 4 (SERA), putative
Exons: 3
Coding region: 1-3270 (1089 amino acids)
Cellular component (GO): lysosome
Molecular function (GO): cysteine-type endopeptidase activity
Source: RefSeq, a predicted model, not a curated record
AUGAGUUUUCCCCUUUUGCGCGCUGUUACCAACGCAGGUGCGAUAUUUGGUCGCUUCGCGGUUGACUGUGUGGAAGGGACCGACCACCCCCCUGAUCCAAAACAAACAGGCCCAAGUCCAACCGACCCAAAUCAAGCAGACCAAAAUCCAGCAGGCCCAAGUCCAGCAGGCCCAGAUGAAGCAGUACCAAAUCCACCAGUCCCAAAUCAACCAGUCCGGGUACCUCCUCCCCCAACUCCUCCAAGCGAACAUAAUGUUUCACCCGCUGGGCAAACCCCAGGAGGUACACCCCAAGUCGAGACCGAAGCCGAUCAAAUAAACCUCCCACUAAGUAAUGAUGUGCCUGGCUCUGAAAUGUCCGUUAUCUCCCUACCCGAUGAUGAUAACGAAGAAGAGGCAAAAGGUCCCAGUGGGACUCAUGAACCCACCCAGGGCGCAGAUAAGCCGCUAGAAAUUAGCAUCACCUCCGCCUUACUGAAAGACCACAACGGGGUGAAGAUCACCGGGCCGUGCAGUGCCGACUUCCAGCUGUUCCUCGUGCCACACAUAAUCAUCCACGUAGAAUCUGCCAAAGACAAAAUUGAGUUAAGAUCCAAAUGGGAAGAUGUAGAUAAUAAGCAGUCCAAGGGGGCGAAGGUACCAGUGGAGGAGCUGAAAAGUGGCAUCCUUUUUAAACAGCCAAAUGAAACAUUGCAAAAUAAUUGUGCGGAGGGGAAAAACUUCAAAUUCGUUUUGUACGUUCAUGAGGAUCAACUGAUCGUUAAGUGGAAGGUGUAUAAUAAGACUCCCGCGGCGACAGACAACAAAAAAGUCGACGUCAGGAAGUACCUAGUAAAAAACCUGAAGCGACCAAUUACGACGAUACAUGUGCACAGCUCGAGCGUAAACCAGACCACCUUUUUGCUUGAAAGUAAAAGCUACGCUUUGAAGAAGGACAUCCCCGAUCAGUGCGACGCGAUGGUAACCAACUGCUUCCUCAGCGGAAUUUUAGACGUCGAAAAGUGCUACCACUGCUCUUUGCUAGUUUCCAGUAAAGACACCUCCAACAUGUGCUUUAACUAUGCCUCGCCAGAUAUAAAGGAGAAGUUUAAUGAAAUAAAGGUGGAGGGACAGGACGAUGAGGAGUCGAGCGAGUACAAACUUGCGCAGGCCAUCGAUGCGGUGUUGAGUGGAAUCUACAAAAAGGAUCAGAAUGGGAAGAAAGAGCUACUCACAUGGGGAGAAGUGGACCCAAAUGUGAAGGAGCAGAUAAGUAGCUAUUGCCACCUGUUGAAAGACGUGGACACCAGUGGUACUUUGGAUGUCCACCAGAUGGGAAGCCAAGAGCACAUCUUUAACAACCUCAUCACUUUGCUGCAGAAGCACGCGGAGGAAAAACAAGAAUCACUGCAAAACAAACUGAAGAACGCCGCCAUCUGUUUGAAGCAGGCACACAACUGGGUAGCGAAUAAAGUGGGGCUGGCUUUGCCCCAGUUGGCCUACAACCCUGGGAAGGGGGUGGAACAAGUGGAGGAAAACCCCCCAAAUGGGGAGAGUGCAAAUGGGGAGAGCGCCCAUGACCACACACAUGAGCAAGGAUUUGAUGGCGUUAUAGACUUGCCCCCCUUUGGCACCUCCGGCGCGCAGGCAUCUGUCUACUCGGACAGCAUGUACUGCAAUGGUGACUACUGCGAUAGGGCGAAGGAUAGCAGCAGUUGUAUGGCAAAGAUUGAGGCAGGGGAUCAGGGUGACUGUGCUAAUUCUUGGCUGUUCGCGUCGAAGGCGCACUUGGAAGCCAUCCAGUGCAUGAAGGGGCACGACCACGUCGGUGCAUCUGCUCUCUACGUGGCUAACUGUUCCGGUAAAGAAGCGAAGGACAAGUGUCACGUGGCUUCUAACCCGCUUGAGUUCUUAAACACCCUAGAGGAGACAAAAUUCUUGCCAGCCGAAUCUGACCUACCAUACUCCUACAAAGCGGUGAAUAACGUCUGCCCCCAACCGAAGAGCCACUGGAAAAACCUAUGGGCUAAUGUGAAGCUCCUAGAAAAGCAGUAUGAGCCCAACGCGGUAAGCACCAAGGGGUACACCGCCUACCAGAGUGACCAUUUCAAGGGAAACAUGGACGCGUUCAUUAAGACGGUAAAAUCCGAAUUGAUGAAAAAGGGAUCCGCAAUCGCCUAUGUGAAGGCGGCGGGAGCACUCAGCUACGACCUGAACGGGAAGAAGGUCCUCUCUUUGUGUGGAAGCGAAACGCCCGACCUCGCUGUUAAUAUAGUGGGCUAUGGAAACUACAUCAGCGCUGAAGGGCAGAAGAAAUCUUAUUGGCUACUUCAAAACAGCUGGGGAAAGCACUGGGGAGACAAGGGAACCUUUAAGGUUGACAUGCUUGGACCGGAUCACUGCCAUCACAACUUCAUUCACACCGCUGCCGUCUUCAAUCUGGACAUGCCUCAGGCCAACCCCCCUCCUGUGGAAUUCCAACUGAGCAACUACUACUUGAAGAGCUCCCCCGAUUUCUACACAAAUUUGUAUUAUAAAAAUGUUAAAGCAACUCCUGGCGGUGCAAAGGUCUAUGGCUCGGAGGGAGAAUCUGAGGUGACAGAAGGUGCUCAAAAUAGAGGUGCACAAACAGCACAAGAUAGAGGAAAGGUAUCACCAGGAACUGAACAACCAGAAAAAGCGGGAGGAAAUGCGGCACCAGAGGCUGCACAAAUAACAGAAGGGGGAGGAAAUAGAGCAUCAGAAGCUUCACCUGGAAUAGCAGUACCACCAACACCACAAGACCCUGCGGGUGGUGAUGUCUCAGCAGGAACGGGAGUAGAAAGUCCAGUUUCGUUACCACAAGCGGCAGGGGGCACACCUUCUGCAAGUCUAAACACCCAGGAAUCUUCAUCCCAAGCGCAAGAUCCCCAAUCCCCAGCAAGAGAAGAACAAGUUGCUGCCCCCCCACAACCAGACGUUCCCACACCAACGCCUCAACAGGCUUCGACGUCAGCGCUGGUGAAAGCCCCCCUCGCACAGAGCGCAGACGCCGAGAGCAAGGAAGUGCUGCACAUACUAAAACACGUUAAAGACAACAAGGUAAAAACAAACCUAGUGACAUACAGCACGACUAAGUCGAUCACUGAUGAUCACUCCUGUUCGAGGUCGCAUGCACAGGACCCGGAGAAGCAGAGCGAGUGCAUCGAUUUCUGUGAAAAGAACUGGAAUGCAUGCGCAGAUAAAAUAUCCCCAGGGUAUUGUUUAAUGCAAAAGAGGGGAAAGAAUGACUGCAUUUUCUGUUACGUGUAA